Molecule: messenger RNA, 1606 nt
Organism: Spirometra erinaceieuropaei
Lineage: Eukaryota; Metazoa; Platyhelminthes; Cestoda; Diphyllobothriidea; Diphyllobothriidae
Source: the annotation of a GenBank genome assembly
AUGGAAAAGAGUGGUUACGUCAACAAGGCGAACCAAGUCUUUAACGACAGGGAAGCCUACGCACCACUCGCGGAGGACCCAUAUAAAAAGCAAGUCGGUGUGAAAAAGAAGGCGAAUGAGCUCACUAGACGGAAACUCAUAAUCCCCGAUGACUCCAGAUGUAUGACUCUCAACGACCCACGAAUAGCCCAUGCCCACUGUCUCCUAAAAGUGCACAAAGAAGGUGCGCCACUGCGGAUCAUAGUGCCGCUUAUUGGAUCGCCCACCUACAACCUCGCUAGAUGGUUAUACAGGCACCUGAAGCACCUCACCAAUGGAUCACAAUACAGCAUAAAAAACUCUCAGGCAUUCCUCCAUAAGAUCCAAGGCCUCAAAGUAAGUCCUGAUGACUGUAUUCUAUCUUUUGAUGUGACUGCCCUGUUUUCCUCAAUACUACAUGACCUGGCGAUUGAGAGCGUAACCCGACGCCUGCAAGAUAAUCCAACCAGCAUUCCAAUACCAUACGGUUCAGACAUGCUUAGACUCUGUCUCAAGAACUACUGUCAAUUCGAUGAAAAGUUUUAUCAACGGGUUAGAGGUACACCAAUGGGAUCGCCAAUAUCAAGUCUAUUAACUGAACGGGUACUACAAAAACUAGAAGAGGAAGUUAUGCGAACUUUUAGGCCAAAAUGGGGCUCCGAUAAGUAGACGAUACAUUUGUUAUAAUGAUGAUAUGCGAAGUUGAGCAAUUGCAUCAGAGUCUUAAUAGCGUCUUCCCAUCUAUCCACUUUACUCGCGAAGAGGCAACAGGAGGCAUUCUCCCGUUUCUAGACAUUAGUAUCCAAACAUUCAAUGGUGGUGGCCUUGCAACGAGCGUCUACCGAAAAGACUCCAGUGAUGACGUCAUUCUUAAUUAUGAAAGCAACCCUCCUGCGGCCCAUAAAAAGAGCUGUGUCCGAAUCCUUUUCCACCGGACCUAUCGUUAAGACAGCAGCGAUGAUUUACUUAGGAAAGAACUCACUUUUUGUAUCGGGUAUUCCGGCUCAACGGAUACCCGGUCAGUUUUGUGAAAAAAUGUUUCAGACACCGGAGACAACCACAAGGCGUUGGUUCUACAGAGGGACCAGAACUACGUAAAUUCUAUUCUCUACCCUACAUGCAGGGCAUUUUUGAAGCGAUCGCCCGACAACUAAACCGGUUUGGCAUCUUCAUUGGCCAGAAGCCAGCGUCCUCCCCUCGCGAAACACUAUCCCGAAUAAAAGACCCCAUGCCCAAAGAGCAGCAAACCAAUGUCAUCUACCGCAUUCCGUGUGCUAACUGCUCUUGCGACUGUGUUGGUCAUACAGGCCGACGACUUGGGAUGCGUAUAAAUGAACAUAAACUAGCUAUCCGCCGACGUGACCCCAUGUCACUCGUGUUUGCGCACGCUCUUGAAUGCGACCAUAACUUCAAGUGGAAAGGAACUGAAGUUGUUGCCAUGGCAAACACCAAAGAGGCCCGUGAAUUCCUCGACGCCUGGCACUCUAACACGACCAGCAUCAAUCGCCAUGUCGACCUGGACGCUCAUUACGAAGGUCUGCGUGCCCGGCUCACUGAAUUGCGCUCACGACCCAACAACAGCCGCUAA